Messenger RNA from Peromyscus californicus insignis, 552 nucleotides. RefSeq names its product PPP1R2C family member C (gene Ppp1r2c). Gene Ontology annotation, molecular function: protein phosphatase inhibitor activity. Lineage: Eukaryota; Metazoa; Chordata; Mammalia; Rodentia; Cricetidae. Gene Ontology annotation, biological process: regulation of signal transduction. The coding region runs from base 1 to 552 and encodes 183 amino acids. The transcript has a single exon. The record is from RefSeq and is a predicted model, not a curated record.
AUGGCAACCUCCACCACCUCACACCGGCCCAUCAAGGGGAUACUCAAAAACAAGAGUUCAACAUCUUCAGUGGAGGAUUCCACCCAACCAUCGGGAAGACCUGGCGCUCAGGAUUUGCAACGUAAGAAAUCACAGAAGUGGGACGAAUCCAACAUACUAGCAACCCACUAUCCAUCCUACAAAGACUAUGACUUAAUGAAGACGAACGAGCCCGGCAAUCCCUACGCCAGUGUGCCACAUGACGGAGAAGACAACAUGAGUGAAGUUCAAGGAAAGGAAGCCAUGACCGCUGCUGAUACCUUAGCGAAGAAGCUCGCAGCCAGUGACACCUUUGGGACCAGCUAUCAGGGUGAGGAGCAAGAAAGCAGCAGUGCGCAUAGCAGCAAAUUCUUCCUGGACAAACAAGAGCGACAACGGCAAUUUGAGUUGAAAAGAAAGUUACAUUACAACGAAGGACUGAACAUCAAAUUGGCCAGACAACUCAUAUUAGAGGAGCUCCAGUCUGAAGUAGAAGAAGAUGACAUCCAACCACAUCUCCAUUCAAGUUUUUGA